Molecule: messenger RNA, 870 nt
Organism: Trichosurus vulpecula (common brushtail)
Lineage: Eukaryota; Metazoa; Chordata; Mammalia; Diprotodontia; Phalangeridae
Gene: C2H19orf84
Product: chromosome 2 C19orf84 homolog
Exons: 2
Coding region: 1-870 (289 amino acids)
Source: RefSeq, a predicted model, not a curated record
AUGGAUCAGUGGCGGGAGAGAGCAGAAUCCGGAGGGAGUGGCCUCUCUGAGCCCCAGAAGUCACCAGGUUCCAUCCCUGUACCCCAGACCCUGGCCCUGAGUCAGGCAGGGCCUGGGCCAGCGAUGGCACAAGGAUCUGUGUUGCCUCAGCUCCCUGAGGGCCUGGCUGCUCUCACCAUCCCCAUCAGACUGGAUGCCCUCUCCUACCUUCUCCACAGUGCCCUGGUUGGGGCUUACAGCCUCAGGCCCAGCCCAGCCCUUUGUCCUUGCCACCCUAACCCUUGCUGUGCCCGGCCACCAUCCUCGGAUCAGCCAGUGGCCCAGGAUCCACCCAAACAGCAGUGGGACAGAAGCCAGAGCCAGAGGGAAGCUCUUUGGCCAGGAGAGGUGGGGUCCCCAGGUGGCAGAGUGCUGGGAGCCCCUACAGGCAUCACCAAGCAGAGCCGGAGGAUGCGCCCUUCACCCAUGCGACCUCCUACCAAGGACCAGGGGAGUGAGUACCAGCGCCGAAGAACCCCUGCUUCUCUGCCAAAGCCCAAGGAGGAGCGAGAUAGCAAGUACCACCAGCAAAAAGCUGUUGCCGCCUCUGCCACACCACCCCCAGAGGAGUGGGAGAGAGAAUAUCAUCAAUGCAAGCCCCCUGCCCCUCCACCACAGUCUAAGGAGGACUGUGAGGGCAGGUACCACCAUCAAAGGGCCCCUGCUCCUGCCAGCACCCCACCUGCUGAGGACUGGGAGAGUGAGUACCAGGGAGCCCAGAGUCCCACCACGCCAGGCCCCCAAGAUGCCACCUUCGUCUGCUCUGAGAACGUGCUCCUGGACCCUGGGAAUAAGGAGAGCAGCCCAGAUGCUCAGGCCCCCCUACCCUAA